Messenger RNA from Zymoseptoria tritici IPO323, 1695 nucleotides. RefSeq lists its product as uncharacterized. The record is from RefSeq and is a predicted model, not a curated record. Gene Ontology annotation, molecular function: transmembrane transporter activity. Gene Ontology annotation, cellular component: membrane. Bases 1 to 1695 code for a protein of 564 amino acids. Gene Ontology annotation, biological process: transmembrane transport. NCBI's taxonomy places the organism in Eukaryota, Fungi, Ascomycota, Dothideomycetes, Mycosphaerellales, Mycosphaerellaceae. The transcript has 19 exons.
AUGGCAGCCGAAGCCGAGACCGAGCAUUCGCUGCAAGGAUCAGACAGCGAGAAAAAGGAAGCAUGGGAGGAAAUUGAGGCCCCUGUGAGCGCAGCUAGGGAUAGGGAGGGGGACAAUAGCGAGAAGCAAUACGAAGCAAUCCGCACAAAUACAAGGACUGGUUCACAACGACCUCAUCCGGCACCGUUACGACAAACCCGAAGCCGCUCGUCCGCCAGAUCACACAGAUCAUACGAUGGCUACACCGUCGACGACCGCGAUCAUGAUGGCACGAAUGAAGAAGAGAGCUCGAAAAACGAAUUCGAAGUCCAAUUCGAUGGCGACUCGGAUCCUAUGGACCCGAAGAACAGACCAGAGGCUAGGAAGUGGCUCGUCGUGUUCAUCGUGUCUGCCGGCUCCCUGUGCGUAACGUGUGCUUCGUCGUUGUACACGAGCACGUACGAUCAGAUGGAAGUGGAGUUUGGAGUCUCUCGCCUCGUUGCUACAAUCGGCUUGACGACAUACGUUGUUGGCUUGGGGUUGGGUCCCAUGUUUCUUUCGCCACUGAGCGAGUUCUACGGACGAAGAAACAUCUACAUUUGUGCCUUUGGCAUGUUCCUGAUAUGGCUGAUACCUUGCGCUGUUGCACCGAACAUCGCAACAAUGCUUGUGGCUCGAUUCUUUGAUGGCCUUGCAGGCUCCGCCUUUCUCAGUGUCGCGGGCGGAACGGUUGGCGACAUGUUUACCAAAGACAAGCUGUCGGCGCCCAUGAUGAUAUACACGGCGUCACCGUUUAUGGGACCUGAAGUGGGGCCCUUGAUUGGCGGCUUCAUAAACCAGUUCGCCGAUUGGCGUUGGUCAUUCUACGUCCUCAUCAUUUGGGCCGGGAUCCAAUGGAUCUUGAUCGUUGCCUUCGUUCCCGAAACAUACGCGCCUGUACUGUUGCGAAGGAAGGCCAUGAUGUUGCGGAAAGAGAAGAAUGAUGACCGCUGGAAAGCUCCCAUCGAGAUCAUGGAUCGUUCGAUCACCCAGACAGUACUCUGGUCUUGCAUUCGGCCGUUUCAGCUCCUCUGCUUCGAAACGAUGGUCCUUCUCCUAUGCCUGCUGUCGGCUAUACUGCUGGGUAUUCUUUACCUGUUCUUCGGCGCAUUCGCCCUUGUCUUCCAGAACAAUCAUGGGUUCAAUCAAUGGCAAACAGGUCUAUCCUUCCUAGGCAUCCUUGUGGGCAUGCUCAUUGGAGUCAGCUGCGAUCCGCUUUGGCGACGUAACUAUAUCAGGCUCGUUGACAAGAAUGACGGCAUAUCAGAGCCCGAAUUCCGCCUCCCCCCGACAAUCCUUGGUGCUGUACUUGUACCUGUAUCUUUAUUCGGGUUUGGAUGGACGACUUUUAGCCGUGUUCAUUGGAUUGCGCCAAUCAUCUUCAGCGGACUCUUCGGACUCGGGAACAUAUUCUGCUUCAGCGGAAUUUUUACCUUUCUCGUUGAGACGUACCCGCUGUAUGCUGCCAGCGCGCUUGCAGCCAAUUCGUUUGCCAGAUCGAGCUUUGCGGCCGCAUUCCCCCUGUUUGUACGCAAACCCCAGUACAACCAUAUGGGCUACCAAUGGGCCAGCUCGCUUCUCGCUUUCAUCGCAUUGGCAAUGGUUCCUUUCCCGUACCUGUUUUUCAAACACGGCAAGCAGCUACGUGCCAAGUCACGAUACGCGCAAUCCAAGUAG